Molecule: messenger RNA, 565 nt
Organism: Owenia fusiformis
Lineage: Eukaryota; Metazoa; Annelida; Polychaeta; Sabellida; Oweniidae
Source: the annotation of a GenBank genome assembly
AGGCUGAUGUUACAACAACAGUAGCUGACACAACUACAGUGGCUGACGCAACUACGGCAGAUACUACAGCAGCUGAUGCUACAACUACAGUGGCUGACACAACUACAGCUGAUGCUACAACAACAGUUGCUGAUGCAACAACGGCUGAUGUUACAACAACAGUAGCUGACACAACUACAGUGGCUGACGCAACUACGGCAGAUACUACAGCAACAACGGCUGAUGUUACAACAGCAGUUGCUGACACAACUACAGUGGCUGACGCAACUACGGCAGAUACUACAGCAGCUGAUGCUACAAGUACAGUGGCUGACACAACUACAGCUGAUGCUACAACAACAGUUGCUGAUGCAACAACGGCUGAUGUUACAACAACAGUAGCUGACACAACUACAGUGGCUGACGCAACUACGGCAGAUACUACAGCAGCUGAUGCUACAACUACAGUGGCUGACACAACUACAGCUGAUGCUACAACAGCAGUUUCUGAUGCAACAACGGCUCAUGUUACAACAACAGUAGCUGAUACAACUACAGUGGCUGACGCAACUACGGCAGAUACUAC